AGAGAAAAAAAAAAUGGAUGGAGAAGUUUUCAACAAUCAGCCAAUUAUUGAUAAGGAAGACGAUGAUCUCUUCAACGAAAAUUUUAUGGAAGACUGCGUGCGAAUGGAUCAGUAUGAUGAGAGAGGUUUAGAUCAGAUUAUAGUUGACCUUGACGCAGCUGAGGCUGUGGUAGAUGCUCUUGAAAAUCUACUCCAUGAUGGUCACGACAACGAUAAUUUCUUCGAUGAACCUGAGGAGCUUGAGGAGGAGGAGGAUGAAGAAGAUCUCUUCAAUGAUACCUACUUCGAUGAUUAUCGGCAGAUGGAUGGGCAAGGAUGGUGAGUAUGAAUCCAACAGAUUUGAUCACGAACGUGAUUUAAUCAGUUAGAUCAGAUUAUGCAAAGUUUGU
Camelina sativa (false flax) is the source of this 389-nucleotide messenger RNA. The record is from RefSeq and is a predicted model, not a curated record. Lineage: Eukaryota; Viridiplantae; Streptophyta; Magnoliopsida; Brassicales; Brassicaceae.